This is a messenger RNA of Dendrobium catenatum, 1493 nucleotides long. Its product is annotated as acyl-CoA-binding domain-containing protein 1. The record is from RefSeq and is a predicted model, not a curated record. The transcript has 6 exons. NCBI's taxonomy places the organism in Eukaryota, Viridiplantae, Streptophyta, Magnoliopsida, Asparagales, Orchidaceae. Gene Ontology annotation, molecular function: fatty-acyl-CoA binding; protein binding. The coding region runs from base 128 to 1195 and encodes 355 amino acids.
AUUGCCGCAUCAAACAACAAUUAGGGAUUUUCAGUAGCUUCUUUUGAAUUUCGUUUGCACUCGAUACUGUGAUAUCCAGAGUUAGCUCCAAGUAGAGCUUUUCUGAAGCUUCAAGCAGACAAUCCUGAUGGGAGACUGGCAGGAGCUCGCCCAGGCCGUGAUCGUUGGGCUUAUAUUCUCUUAUCUCGUCGCCAAGCUUAUAUCGACGGUUAUCUGCUUCCGGCAAGAUCAUCUCAAGGUUGUCAUCGAAAAGGAACCGGUUGGCGAAACACCGGAAGCGGACCAAGCAUCGGACGAAGUUAAUAAGAAACACGCCGAGGUCCGAAACUCCUCGGCCUCCGAUAGUGACAGUUCUAGGGUCAGAGGUGAUGAUUUUGAGGGUUUUGUGACGGAACAGAGUCUUUUAGGGGAGGAUGAUGACGAUUGGGAAGGAAUCGAGAGUACAGAACUGGAUGAGAUAUUUAGCGCGGCCACGGCUUUUGUUGCCGCCACUGCUGCUGAUCGGAACUCGACCAAGGUAUCCAGUGAUGUCCAGCUGCAGCUAUACGGUUUUUAUAAGAUUGCUACCGAAGGUCCCUGCAUUGCUCCUCAGCCUUCGGCAAUUAAAGUUACCGCUCGCGCCAAGUGGAAUGCCUGGCAAAAACUAGGCGCCAUGCCUCCAGAAGAAGCUAUGCAAAAGUAUAUUGAAACUGUGGAGGAGCUUUUUCCUUCUUGGUUAAGUGCUUCAGCAAUGAAAAAUAAGCAUGAAGAUACCUCCUCGUCUAGUUCGGCCACACAAGGAACAAUGGGGCCAGUUUUCAGCAGUUUAAUUCUUGAGGAUGGAUCAGAAAAUGAUCUAAGGCUAGAUGCAAUUCAUGUUUCGGCUAGAGAAGGAGAAGUUGAUAGUUUAUUGAAGAGCAUUGAGAACGGUGCUUCAGUGAAUCUGAGAGACAGCGAAGGUAGGACCCCACUGCAUUGGGCUGUAGAUCGUGGCCACCUAAAGAUUGUUGAAAUACUACUCAGCAAAAGUGCAGAUGUGAACGCUAAGGACAAUGAAGGCCAGACCUCUCUACAUUAUGCUGUAGUUUGUGAGAGAGAAGCCUUCGCCGAGUUGCUUGUCAAAAAUGGUGCUGAUCCCGAAAUGAAGGAUGAGGAGGGCAAUUCCCCAAGCGACCUUUGCAGUUCGCCUUGGAAUUUUUUGACUUCUGCAAAGUAGUUCAUUUGAGAAAUAAGAAAUCCUAAACAAAAAAAAAAAAAAAAAAACAAAAAAAAAAAAAAAAAAAAAAAAACCCUAAAAAGUGACUUUUUAUCCUGGUGUGCAUAUCAGCCUUUCUCUCUGCCUGCUUAAGGCUGACUUCAGUUGAUAGGUUUGCUUAUCUAGUUUCGGUUUUACAUUUCCUCCUAUAAGAGCCCAGUUUUUUUGGUGGCCAACUUGUAUUUCAUUAUCCGUGACGAGCAAAAUUGUCAGAAUCUCAUCAAACAAAUCAGUUUAUCCAACGGUUCCAUUUCAGCUA